This is a messenger RNA of Gossypium arboreum, 1740 nucleotides long. RefSeq lists its product as uncharacterized. NCBI's taxonomy places the organism in Eukaryota, Viridiplantae, Streptophyta, Magnoliopsida, Malvales, Malvaceae. The record is from RefSeq and is a predicted model, not a curated record. Gene Ontology annotation, biological process: transmembrane transport. The transcript is spliced from 7 exons. Bases 128 to 1636 code for a protein of 502 amino acids. Gene Ontology annotation, molecular function: transmembrane transporter activity. Gene Ontology annotation, cellular component: membrane.
AAAAAGAAACUGUAAAAUGUUUUUACGUAUAAUCAUAAUAUUAGUAAAUUAAUAGUUCCAUCACCUUUACUCUUAUGACUGAAAAAGGAAAAAGCAAUGCUCGAAUUAAUCCACUACCAGUAGCCCCAUGACUGACUCCAAUAUCUCUUCCUCUUCCUCUUCAUCUUCCUCCGAUUCUGCUUCCAUCGCUACCGUCGAUCAGAAUGUAAGGAGGAAUGGGAGAAUGAUAGAUGAUGGCGACACGUUUUCUCCAAAGGUGCGACGUUGGCGUGAUGUUUUCUGGUUAGCAAUAUUCAUGCUUCAUUUAAUUGCGUUGGGAUUUGUGCUCGUGCUUCUUGGACUCAAUAGGUUUAAGAAAUCAGAUAGGCUAAACAUCGAUAGAUAUACGAAUCGAGUUUGGGAGCAUAAUAAUGGAUUGACGGAGAAUUAUUGGCCCAAGUAUGCUGUUGCCGGUGGGGUUGUGGCCGCCCUUGGAUGUAUUUGGUUGUUGUUGCUUGGUUCUCAUGCUAACCUAAUGAUGAAGGUUUCAGUUCACAUUUUGACAACAUACCUUGCUGUGAUUAGUGUUUUAUGUUUUUGGUGUAAACAAUUUUUUUGGGGUGUGGCAUUUGCAACCGCUGCUGCGCUGCAGUUCUUGUACGUAAUAUCAGUUGUAGACAGACUUCCAUUCACCAUGCUGGUCUUGCAAAAAGCUGUAAAGAUGGUAUGGAGUCUUCCUGAAGUUAUGAGAGUUGCCUAUGCAUUUAUGGCAGUCAUGCUCUUGUGGAUGGGCAUAUGGUCUUUUGGUGCAGCUGGUGUUGUGGCUUCAAGCAGGGGUGACCUUGGACGCUGGUGGCUUCUUGUGGUUCUCUCUGUAAGCUUGUUUUGGACAGGUGCUGUCCUCUGCAAUACUGUACAUGUUAUAGUCUCUGGGCUGGUGUUUCUUGUACUAAUUCAUGGUGGUCGAAAUGCUUCAUCAAUGCCUCCCAAUCCAUUGAUGAAAUCUCUACGAUAUGCUGUAACAACAUCUUUUGGGAGCAUUUGCUAUGGGUCACUUUUCACAGCUGCUAUUCGGACUCUGCGGUGGAAGAUCAGGGGAUUCCGGUCAAAAAUUGGCAACAAUGAGUGUUUGUUUUGCUGUGUGGAUUUUUUGUUUCAACUUGUGGAGACCCUUGUUCGAUUUUUCAACAAGUAUGCCUACGUCCAGAUAGCUGUUUAUGGCAAAGGUUUUAACCGAGCAGCAAGAGAUGCCUGGGAGUUAUUCCAGUCAACUGGAGUUGAAGCUCUAGUGGCCUAUGAUUGUUCUGGUGCCGUUCUGCUCAUGGGUACCGUCUUGGGUGGGCUUAUCACAGGAACUUGUGCUGGUGUUUGGACAUGGAUGACAUGGAGUGACAGAGUGAUCAUGGUCGGGUCCACUGCAAUGUUGAUGGGAAUGGUCUUGGUAGGACUAGCAAUGGUGGUAGUAGAAAGUGCAGUGACAUCUAUAUACAUCUGCUAUGCGGAAGACCCGUUGUUGAUUCAAAAAUGGGAUCCUCAGUUCUUUAACCAAAUGUCGGAAAAGCUGCACCAGCGUCUUCAGCAUAGGAGUGCACUAGCCAGGGAGAUAUUGACUCAAAACCAGCAUGACACCCACAUGCAAGAUAUAUUCCAUCUUUGAAACAAACUGUUGUUGUGUGUGUUUAUUAUUCCAAAUAUAAAUGACUUUGUUUGGAAAUGCAAACAAAAUUUUAGUUGAAGGAUUUAUUUCAUAAAAAAGUGGCA